Funneliformis geosporum is the source of this 159-nucleotide messenger RNA. The record is from the annotation of a GenBank genome assembly. Lineage: Eukaryota; Fungi; Glomeromycota; Glomeromycetes; Glomerales; Glomeraceae.
AUGACGCAAAAGGGAAAAUCAACAACACAAAACAAAAUUAUUAUUGGAAUGGGUUAUGGAUUAUCUUGCUUAAUUUGUAAGACAAAUAAGAAUAAUGAAUAUAAUGUUUAUGAAAAAGAUAACGUUGAUUUCCGUGCGUGCGGGUUAUCUUAUCUUUGA